AUGGAUACCUCAGAUAUAAGCGAUGACACCGUGCCAGAGUCCCACAGACCCCUGUUCCUGGGAGAGUAUACUACAGGCUCGACGGGCAACCCAGAUGCACCCCAUUCCACUACCGAAAUGCCAGUACCUUCAGAUUCCGACACAGUGCUUCAGCGUCAAGGAAUGAGGACGUCCAUGCCAACAUCCCAGUCCAGUGAGAUGAAGAAGAUGUGGAAGGAGAGGUUCAGGUUGGUGGAGUCGAAGAGCAAGAUGAUGCAGAAAGAAGAGAGCAAAUAUGGGAUUGCCAAAACCAGGAUUGACCCAAGCACAGGAGGGACCAUCGUCAGGCCAGGAACUUGCCCCCAUGCCACCUGCCUCUACCUCAGCACAGAGCGAGGGGAAGAAACUUUUAUGGCCUACCACGGAUUCCCUCCCUGUGCCCCAGAUCCAGAUGAAGUCCCCCAGCUGGAAGAGUUUGACACCUACCAGCAUGACUGGGCACUCAUGGAUGCAUGGCACCAAGCCAACUGGCUCCCUCCACUCGAGGACAGGGAGAUACCAGAGUUUGAUCUUGUUAAGCACUAA
This is a messenger RNA of Desarmillaria tabescens, 564 nucleotides long. RefSeq lists its product as uncharacterized. Bases 1 to 564 code for a protein of 187 amino acids. Lineage: Eukaryota; Fungi; Basidiomycota; Agaricomycetes; Agaricales; Physalacriaceae. The transcript has 2 exons. The record is from RefSeq and is a predicted model, not a curated record.